CCCCGCCCGGCAGCCUAGAAAAGCGGGGCCGGGCGGCGGGGUUCGUUCGGCGGCGCCGAGGUGUCCCGCGGCCGGCCGGCCAUGAAGAAGGCGGUGCCGCAGGCGGCCGCGCUGCUGCUGGAGAAGCUGCUGCUCCUCGCGCACCUCCGGCCGCUGCCCGCCGCCGAUACCGACCGGGGGGAGCCGCCGGCACCGCCGUCGCCCCCGCCGCCGGCCGCCGGGUGCUUGCAGCGGGGCGACCUGCUGGAGGUGCCGCGCACCCUCUUCGUCCACUUCGGCAUCUACCUGGGCGAGAACCGCGUGGCCCACCUGAUGCCCGACAUCCUGCCCGCCCUCACCGACGACCGGCGGCAGAUCCAGCGGGUGGUGACCAACAAGCGCCUCAUCCUAGGCGUCGUCACCAAGACGGCCAGCAUCCGCGUGGACACGGUGGAGGACUUUGCCUACGGCGGCAGCAUCCUGGUCAACCACAUGGACCGGCUCUUCAAGGACCGCCUGCUGGGCAGCGAGGAGGCCGCCCGCCGCGCCGAGAAGCUGGUGGGAGCCACGGCCUACAGCCUGCUCUGGAACAACUGUGAGCACUUCGUCACCUACUGCCGCUACGGCGCCCCGGUCAGCCUGCAGACCGACAAGUUCUGCGAGACUGUGAAGAUGAUCAUCCGUGACCAGAGGAGCGUGCUCGCCUCGGUGCUGGUGGGCUUGGCAGCGGUGGUCUGCCUGGGCCUGGCGCCCUCCACCACGCUGCCCACCAUCCUCGUUACCUUCUUGCUGUGGAUGGCGGGCUGACGGCCUUCCCGAGGGCCCGCGGACAGCACCUGUAUAUAGGAUGUACACUACUGUAUUUAUAAAAGCACAAAUUACUCACCGGCGUUGUGUAACGUUUCUUAACCUCGCAUGCUGUUUUCCAGGACCACUGUGUCUGGCAUACAGUGUGCGAGGCAUAGCUUACUGUGUAAGCCGAAUACUAGAUUUCCUGAAAAUCUCAGUCGGUACAUUCUUGCACACCCUUAAAAUCACUAAAAAGUAGGGGUGCGAUGCAGUUCUGCUCCUUGCCUUUAGCUGUAAUUGAUUCUGCCAAUAUCCUUCACGUGCUUUAAUUUCUUAGCUGCGUACCUGGGUGCCUCAGCUAUUGAUAAAAAUGGAUGAUGCAGUGCCACAAAGCGGUGGAUAUUGAGAACAAACUACUUGCCUCUUACUUUGACAGAUAUGCUUAAUAUUCAAAAGUUACUGUCCGUUUUAAAAUAUCCUUUAGGGGAGAUACAAGUAGAUAAACUGCCUCUCUCUGAUAGCCAAAAGCAGCCCUCGCCUGGGUGCUCUGUGCUGCAGUAGUGCAUCUGGCUGUGGUCCUCUGAGUUCCCCUCUGGGAAGUGCUCACAAAUCUCUAAUUUGUAUUGAUUGCAUAAACACUUGCUACGUAUCAAACAACGUUAAAGGAAAGCCUGCAAUUCCUCAGCAUUCACCUUGCUGCUGGUGGUGGUUGGUGUGGCUACAGAGGGGUUCUCAGUGGUACAGGAGUAAAUCAGUUUGCUUUUUGAAAGCUAGUGACAUAUAAAUAUUGCAGAUUUCCAGUCUUUCAGGGCAUGUGGCUGGGAGGAGGAGGAAAACAAAUAUGAAUGCCCAUCUAGUUCCCACUUUCCCACAGUAAUUGGAACUACGUGGGUGCUGUAAGGCAUCGGGCAUUGUUGGCGCGGUUCCUGUGGUCACUGUAUCGUUUUGGAUAUUGCCUUAAACCAGGAUGCCUCUUUGUGAGAGAAGAUAGCUUUUUAUACUUGUCUCUUGCAAAUGAGUUGUAAGCCAACAGUCGGUGCUAAAAAUCUCCAAUGUCGAUGCCUUUUUGUUUAUCAAGAAUGUGUAAAGCUGGAUUUGAAAUCAAGUUCAUCUAACCAAUUGUUUCAGUGCUAAAAAACAUUGUUUUGUUGUCAUUUUUCUUUGUCUACGUCUUAAUAUAUGCAGCGAAAUUGUUCAGUUCCUGGAAUGGCUUGCUAUACCCGCACUUAAACGUUCAUGCACUAUGGUCACCUUCUUUUCAAGUCAAAAGCAAAUACUACGGUGUCUUCACUAAGGACUCAAGCUCAGAUUCACUUCUUUCUCAGCUGUGUUCAGUAUCCUGAUCAGCUCUGCUACCAAAGUUGCCGUUUUUUCCCAUUUUUACAGUAAGACUGUUUAGCUAUACUAUAACCCCCCUUCUCCCUCCCCUAGACCUACAGCUGUUUGAAGAUUGGGUUCUUGAAUUGUGAGUCUCCUUGGCCGCUCUCUAAUCGUCUUUCUUCUUCUGGCUCCUCUGCUAUAACCGACAAAGAAUGUAAAGACCAGGGUGAAAUUCCAGUCUCAUAGGAAACAACAGAAUUAUUGCUGCAGUCAUCCACUGAGGGGAUUUCAGCCUAGCUUUCAGGACACGAUCAGUCUGCAGCCCAGCUCCAAAGCAGUUGGAUAUCAAUUACUGUUGGAUCCUUGUAAACAGCUUCUGUUCUGCUUUCAAAGAUUGUAAUGCACCACAUAACUGUGGCUGCUAACCUUUUUAAAGUUAAGGUGUGUUUUUUUUUUUUAAUCAACAUGAAUUGCUUUUUCAUAGUGUAUGCAUUAGUAAUAUUUACGUUAAAUUCCAAUGUGUUUUUUUUUACUUGCUGUGCAUAAGGUAUGAACUGUAGUCAUUACUGUAAUUAUAUAAAUAGAAUUUAUUCAUUUGAAAAUGUCUGAUGGUCUCCUGAUACAGCGUCUGUCUUACAUAUCCCAGAAGGGCAGUGAAAAGUCCAUUAACGUGCAGUUAUACGGUGUCUGAUUACAGGUGGGCUUUUAUUUUCCCCUUUAUUUAGCUGGGAUUUAUAAGAAUUCCAAUAAUUCUUAUGGUUCACUUAUACAGUAAACAGCGGGGUCAUGACCAGUAA
This is a messenger RNA of Oxyura jamaicensis (ruddy duck), 2885 nucleotides long. RefSeq names its product lecithin retinol acyltransferase (gene LRAT). Gene Ontology annotation, biological process: retinol metabolic process. The transcript is spliced from 2 exons. Lineage: Eukaryota; Metazoa; Chordata; Aves; Anseriformes; Anatidae. The record is from RefSeq and is a predicted model, not a curated record. Bases 82 to 786 code for a protein of 234 amino acids. Gene Ontology annotation, molecular function: phosphatidylcholine-retinol O-acyltransferase activity.